CCCCUCGGGUAUCAAUAAAGUAUCUUUGAAUUGAAUUGAAUUGAAUACAAAUGCAUGCCAUUUUUAUUUGUAUAUUUUGCUUCCACUUAAAAGUUUCACACCACUGUUUGUUGGACUACGACCUUAAUCCAAAGGAAAAACAUUAACAUUUGUAGCUGUAAUGUGGCAAAAUGUGAAAAGGUUCAAAGGUUACGAAUAUGUUUGCCAGGCACCGUAUAAUUCCAGCUUAUGAUUUAUUUAGUGGUCCGUUCUUUGACAAUGCUAUUUUAUUUUGUGUAAAACAUCCAAAACGUAGGCAUGAUUACCCUCCAAACCCUGUUAAAAAACUAUUACAAAAUGUAUUGUAAUUAUGUAAAAGAAACCUCUAAUGUAAACUGUGGGUAUGUUACAUUACAUUUGUGCACAUUAUACAACGUUUUACUCUGCCUAAUUGGCCCCCUGUGGGUAUAGUCUGCAUGAUUUUAGCCAGCUGGGGAGAGCAGCUGUCAGUCAAACUGCCUCUUUAUAACUCACCACAGGGGCUGCAUCUCUGCGUCUCAUGAUAAAGCAGAGCACAGACAAGAGCUCCACUCUUAAUCCCUGACUGAAAGCUAGGAACUUUUUUUUGAUCCAAAUACAUUUCUGUCUUUAUAUUGCUUUAUUUUUGGGAGUUUUUCCUCUCCGGUAUUUAUUUUUUUUUGUUGCCCUUCUUGCUAUCUCUGAGGUCUCUGAUAUUUUUCUUGGCAGAUCAUCAUCUCUUUAAAAUCAAUGGAUAAGCUAGUUGGAAAUAAUACAACUGUGGACAACAGCUCCUUAAACAAGUGGACAUUCAAUGAACAGGGCUUAUUCCACAAUCAGGAUCCCAGCGAGCUCAGGGUCUUGGUGCCAGCUAUUCUGGGUGUCAUCUGUGUUUUAGGCGUGGCUUGUAAUCUAACUGCAAUGGUCAUCCUGUUCUCAAAUUCCCACAGGGGCAAACUGUCCCUCAUCAACUCGCUCAUCUUCAACCUAAUGUUCGCUGACGGGCUGGUGCUGAUGUUCACAGUACCUUUUAGGGCUAUCUCUUACUCCAAAGCGAGCUGGAACCUGGGCUGGGUGGUGUGCAAGACGGCCGACUGGUUCCUCCAGUCCUGCAUGGUGGCAAAGAGCCUAACAGUGGUUUUCAUGGCAAAAGCUUGUAGUCGAUACGUGUCAAACCCGACCAGGCAGGUGAGCAUCCACCUGGGCUCCAUCCUGGUGGUGCUCUUCUUCAUCUGGCUGUCUGCCUGCUCUGUCACCAUUCCACUGUGGCUGUUUGCUAAGCUGCACAGAGAGAUCCGUGGUCUUGUGUGUGUGCUGAUGUUUCCUCUGGAAGCUAAGAACUUCAUGUCUGUGUAUGUCAAAGCAUAUCCUUUGGGGGUCUACUUCUCACCUCUGAGCUUGGCCCUGAUGUACUUUUGGAAGGCUUAUGGCCACUGCAAACGUUGCUCCAGUAAGUCUCAGAACCUGCGCACACAGAUCCGAUCCAGGAAGCUCACAUUGAUGCUUUUCAGCCUCACCUUGGUCAUGGCUAUCCUGUGGCUUCCUCAGUGGGUGGUAUGGGUUUGGGAGCGCCAUCUGGCAGAGAAAGAAACUGAUGGAGCUCAGCCACUGACUUCCUCUCCUCCCCUUUUCCUCACCCUGUCUGCUCAGCUGCUCACAUUCUCUCUGUCUUUGGUGAACCCUCUGAUUGUCCUCUUCCUCUCUGAGGAGUUCAGAGAAAGUUACCGGGGACUGUGGAGGCGUCUCACCCUGCGCAAACAGCCUCCACCUAAGCCGAAGCCAGGACCCCACAACCCUACCUCUCUCCAGUCCCCUUGUCCCAGACCAGAGACAUCAGGGCAGCUGAGGGGAGAGAGGUGGCUCCAUCUCAGCUCCAGCCAGGAAACAAGCACCGAGGCUCAGCCUUCGCUGGAGCAAGGCAAACCUAGAGGGGAAAGAGAGGUGGACAGGUUGAGCCUUAAAGAUGGGAUUGUCUUGCCUGACGUGGAGCAGUUUUGGCAGGACAGGGAGACUGGAUCGCAUACUGAUGAAAAUGAUCCGGUUCCGUGGGAGAACCAGACCCAUGAAGAGAAAAAAUAACAACCCAUUAUCAACACACCUCUCCCAUUUGCUGCAGUGUAAAUCAUUGAUGUUCUGUUUUCUGUGUGUGCAAUAUUGUUCAAAGGUAAGAACGGCCAUCAAAGUGAGUACGGACUACAGAGCAGCAUCAUCUGCAUAUGUGAUAACCUUUUGCAGUUUGUAAAGUAAUUAUUAGUGCCUGUAAAUUAAAGCUUUAUAGUAGGAUGACUCAGUUUAUUAAAACUUGCUUUCUACAUAAAGUCCGUACCAUAGAGAAUCAAAAAGCAGCCAACUCAAGGUGUUAAUAAUAAUUAAUAACGUUGACCUCUACUUAAGGUUCACAUGUGAAGUUCUUAAUUUAACUUUGAUGAACAAAAUAUACAUAUGUGCAAUCCUUGUAUUUAUGAACAUUAGAAAGUAAUGUGUAUGUAGCAGUUGAUGUGAUAGUAAAAGGUCUGUCUUUACUUUCACUGUGGGACAGAUUUGUUUGCAGCGUGUGUCUAAAUGGGAAGUGUUUUCAAUAAAUACAUUGACAAAA
Girardinichthys multiradiatus is the source of this 2593-nucleotide messenger RNA. RefSeq names its product G protein-coupled receptor 151 (gene gpr151). Gene Ontology annotation, molecular function: G protein-coupled receptor activity. NCBI's taxonomy places the organism in Eukaryota, Metazoa, Chordata, Actinopteri, Cyprinodontiformes, Goodeidae. Gene Ontology annotation, biological process: G protein-coupled receptor signaling pathway. The coding region runs from base 748 to 2076 and encodes 442 amino acids. The transcript has a single exon. The record is from RefSeq and is a predicted model, not a curated record. Gene Ontology annotation, cellular component: membrane.